Anopheles moucheti is the source of this 1536-nucleotide messenger RNA. RefSeq names its product RING finger protein 141-like. Gene Ontology annotation, molecular function: ubiquitin-protein transferase activity. NCBI's taxonomy places the organism in Eukaryota, Metazoa, Arthropoda, Insecta, Diptera, Culicidae. The record is from RefSeq and is a predicted model, not a curated record. The transcript has 3 exons. The coding region runs from base 366 to 1337 and encodes 323 amino acids. Gene Ontology annotation, biological process: protein autoubiquitination.
GGUGCAUGUUUGGAGUGCGAAUAUUGAAAGAAAAACUCAACUUUUAAUUCUUUUCGUGAUUGUGAUUUGGCUGUUAAAGCAGGUUCUAGUGUCCCUUAUUGUCCUUUUUAGCAUAGAGGAAACAGUGUUUUGUAGAUGACCCUAGCAAGAGCGGAAGAUUCACUUUUGCUGAAACGCCAUUCCCCGUGUUGCCACAGAGUAGGAAUAAUUGCCAUUUUUUAUGCCUCGAUGUCCUGCUCACAAUCAACCAAAACAUCUGUCAAGUAAUGUAAUCGUAUUACAAAUAAUGUAAUCUUACCCCUAAUCAUAUUUUUAACAAACUAGUAUAACAAAAGUAAAAUAAACAUACAAGUACGAGCCGGGAAAUGGGUAGCCAAGCGUCCAGCAUUUCGCAAAAAAUUCUACCGGCCGAUGCGGUGGAUUCGUUGCAGUUUGAAUUCAAGAAGCAGGUACACAUCUUCUCCGAAAUUAACAAUCUCGCGUACGAAGACUUUCAAAAGUGUCUCGCAGAUUUAAACCGACUCUCACGGAAAUGCCUUGAUCCGAACGGGAAGCAGCUGGUAUUUGCCGUGAAGAAAGGUUCAGACAACUCCAUCCUCUGGAAGCGCACCGUACGCAUCGCGUGCGUUAAAAUUGAUCCGGAAACGAAGAAGAUCGACUGCUUCAAGCUGCUGACGCUGCAACAGUUCCUGCAGGUAUUUCGCACAUUCCAAACGAAUCUGCACGCCAUGGUGACGGUCGAGAGCCAGCGAAUACACAGCCCAGGGGCGAGUCCGUCCAAAACGAGUGGCGGCGCUUCCGGUCCGGACACACCGUCCAACGCGAGUGUCAGCGAACUGUCGCCCAACAAUGCUGGCACAGCUGAACAGCGGCCCGGUCCAAGCGCGACACACACAAAGCAGGCGCAAAGCUCACCUGCUCCACUGUCCACGUCCUCCUCGUCGUCAUCCUCCGCCAACGUGUCGAGUGCGUUCGUGUUUCCGGAGUGUACGACCGCAUCGAUACUGAUGGCGCAGGUCGACUCAAUUACGGCCGUCGACCCGGACGGUGACCAUAACGAGUGCUGCAUCUGUCUCGAACGUAAACCGGAAGUGUCGCUACCCUGCGCACACAGCUACUGUAUGCCGUGCAUCGAACAAUGGAACAUCCACCAGAAAACGUGCCCAAUCUGUGACGAGGUGCUGGCCAGCACGGAUGACACCUGGGUCCUAUCGGAAAUGCCCGAAGCAGACGAAGUGAGCGAAGAGAUUUGUGCCACGCUGUUGAAGCUAUCAAACGAGGCGAACGCGAGCGACGAGAGUGAUAAGAAUUGGUUGCGCCGAAUGUUGGAUUUGUGAUUUGCUUGCCGAGAGCUCCAGUUGAAUGGAAUCGGACCUUAUUUUUAAAGUUCUACACCCGGUUUUUAGAAAUUUCCUUGAGCAUACAAUGCUCGCUACGUUAUAUUUGGCAAUUUUUACAGUUUAUUUUUUUGACAAUCGCAAGCAUAUUAUGCGCGCUGUAUUUUAACAAACUAUACAUACACUUACGUUGCUGAUG